GGUGCCUCUGGGGCCAUAUUCUGCCACCAGAGGCGUGGCGCCCCCGGGAGGACUUAGGAACCCGCGGGACGAUUGGCGCAGGCGCAGCCCAGGCUCCACCAAGGAGCCGAGCGCGCAGCCGGCCAGGCUCCACUAUGGUGCUGGCGGCAGAGGACCAGGCUGCGGUGCGUGCGCUGUGGAGGAAGCUGGGUAGCAACGUUCACGUUUACACGACCGAGGCCCUGGAGAGGACCUUCCUGGCCUUCCCUUCCACCGAGACCUACUUCCACCUGAGUCCCCGCUCCGCGCAGGUCAGAGCCCACGGCGAGAAGGUGGCCUUCGCCCUGACCGUCGCCUUGGACCACCUGGAUGACCUACCCCGCGCCCUGUCUGCUCUGCGCGUGCUGCACUCGCACAAGCUGCGCUUGGACCCUGUCAACUUCAAGCUGCUGGGCGACAGCCUGCUGGUGACCCUUGCCCAGCACUACCCCGGAGACUUCAGCUCCGCCCUGCAAGCCUCGCUGGACAAGUUUCUGAGGCACGUGAUUUCUGCGUUGGCUCCCAGCUGUCGCUAAAUUGAGUGGAUGAUCGCGAGACCCUCCAGUGUUUGAGUGAAGUCCCCAAAGCCUCAGCUGCGCAUGUGUUCUGUCUAAGGGAGCGCUCCAGAGGCCUGGCGGGGUCGAGGGAGAGGGGCCAUCACUUCCAAAGGAAGACGGGGUCUGAGGACCCCCAAGUCGCACACCCUCAAUCAUUAGAUACCGGCGCGGACGCUCGGCCCCCGGUAGCCUAAGGCAAGUCUGGACAGCGGGUCCCAAAUUCCACAUGGUAAAUACCUAUCCACCGUGCCCUUGGCCGCGGCCACUUCGAGGUACAGACUUGGGGCUUCCGCUGCUCGGGAAUGGGGGGCAGGUGGGGCAGCCGGACCACUCUGCCGGCUGCUCUCAGAUCCACCUAGAACGGAGGGCCAGUCCAGGCCACACGCGGCACAGCCUGGGAGAAACUUAGGGACCCGCGCGGACCGGAACUGCACAACCGUACAAAGCGCAUCUGGAAGGUGUUGGGGACUUUGGAAAUCCGGGAGGCUUGGGGUGAAGAGCCCCCGGUUUGCUAGGGCCUGGUGGAAGGAGGUGUGUCAGCGGGAGACAAGGCGGAUCAGGGAGCCAGCUCAGAGUCCUGUCCACGGACCACAUUUCUCAGGAAACAGACCUUAGCGCUUCUUUCUUGCCAAAUUUUUUCCUCAUAAAGUCAAUCGUGCUCAUUGCAGAAACUUCAGAAAAACUACUCCAGUUGCUGCACCUGCCUAUUGUAUCCCAGUAGGUCCCACACUCCAUUAUUGUUACUUUCCCCUUGACACAUGGGGAAACUGAACAAAUGGGGUCUGAUCCAGCACAUGUGUGAGACACACACACACACACACACACAGUCCCCUCUUAUCCUCAGGUGGUAUAUUCCAAGACCCCCAGCGGAUGCCUGAAACCUGAUAGUACCUACCCCCAAGUAUGCUAUAUUUUUUCCUGUACAUACACACCUAUAGUAAAUUUAAUUUAUAAAUGAGGCACAAAAAGAGAGUAACAGCAGUAACUAAUAAUAAAAUAGAACAAUUAUGGCAAUGUACUGUAUUAAAACCUAUGUGAAUGUGAUCUCUCUCUCAAAAUACACUGUACAAAUUUAAUGCCUUUUCCUAUCUUAACACCAGAACACUUAUCACACACUGUGGCUGUAACUUGCUGUUUGAGGUGUGACAGCAAGACAGCAUGAAUUUGUUUCCUUCACAAUUCCACAGAAGAUUCGUUUUUACCGUAGAUCUUAACCAACUCAGCAUCCAAUUUUUUGUUGAACUUUGACCUUUCCACUUAAAGGAAGCACUUCACGUUUUCUCUUUGGCGUAUCUGAAUUGCUGGCAUCACUCCUCUUGUGUUUUGGGGCCAUUAUGAAGUAAAAUAAGGGUGACUCUGAACA
Molecule: messenger RNA, 1938 nt
Organism: Vicugna pacos (alpaca)
Lineage: Eukaryota; Metazoa; Chordata; Mammalia; Artiodactyla; Camelidae
Gene: HBQ1
Product: hemoglobin subunit theta 1
Biological process (GO): hydrogen peroxide catabolic process; oxygen transport
Cellular component (GO): haptoglobin-hemoglobin complex; hemoglobin complex; blood microparticle
Molecular function (GO): oxygen carrier activity; heme binding; peroxidase activity
Source: RefSeq, a predicted model, not a curated record